CCCAACCGCGCGGAGAAGGGAGCCGCCAGACCCACUCCUACCCUAACCGUCCCUCUGUGAAAUCUGCAUACGGAUGCCUCGCGCCGGGUCACGACCGUGCCGUUGUAGUUUCUGCCCCACGAGUGACGAAAGCAUGAGAAGGGCGGAGCUAAGAAGCAGCAUCCAGUAGGGGGACUGGGUGGGCGUUGCCCGUUCCAGGCGCCAGCCCUCCCCUCGGAGGGGGCGGAGCCAGGGAAAGCAGCCUCCAGUCAGGGGGCUGGGUGGGCGUGGCCUGUGCUGGGCGGUGCCCCGCCCCCCGGCGGUGAGGGGAUGUUCCGCGGCGGCGGGGGCUGCGCGGGGUCCCGAUGGUGUGAGGCGGCUCGCGGAGCCGCUAUGAACGGGGCGGCCCCUCAGCUCUUCGACCCCAAGGAGCGUGUGCUGAAGCUGGGCGAGAGCUUCGAGAAGCAGCCGCGCUGCGCCUUCCACACCGUCCGCUAUGACUUCAAGCCUGCAUCUAUUGAUACAUCCUCUGAAGGAGACCUUGAAGUUGGCAAAGGUGAACAGGUGACAAUAACGCUGCCAAACAUUGAGGGUUCAACUCCACCAGUAACAGUUUUCAAAGGCUCCAAGAAGCCUUAUCUAAAGGAAUGUAUCUUAAUUAUCAAUCAUGACACUGGAGAAUGUCGACUAGAGAAACUGAGCAGUAACAUCACUGUGAAGAAAACCAGAGCUGAAGGAAGCAGUAAGGUUCAAUCUCGUAUUGAGCAGCAACAGCAGCAAAUGCGAAAUGCCAGUAAGACUCCAAACAAUGUUAAAAAUUCUCCACCAAAAGAAAAGAUGUCUCCAUCUUCUCCUAUGGACGACAUUGAGAGAGAGCUAAAGGCUGAGGCCAGUGUCAUGGACCAGAUGAGUAGCUCUGAUAGUUCGUCCGGAUCAAGAAGUUCUUCAUCCUCCUCAUCCAGCAGUGAAAAUAGUUCUAGUGAUUCAGAAGAUGAGGGGGCUAAGCCUUCUCUGCCUAUGUCAAUGCCGUACUUGCAGCCACAGCCUGCUAUGUCUGCCAUACCACAACAGGCUAUCCGUGACAUGGAUGCCAGUCAUAACAAAUCUCAAGAGAGUGGUGGCCAUAUGAUGAAUACACUAAGAAAUGACUUGCUGCUGAGUGAAUCUGGAAGUGACAGUGAUGACUGAACAAGAUUUUGGCCUUAAUAAAGCUGCAUCACCUCUCUUUGCUAAAGCUGUCAUAGCAUCUAUUUUGCACUAAGAUUAGAUUACCCAAGAUUGAAAUGAAUGUCCUCAAUUUUUGGAAAUAGAGACAUCUUAAUUUUCUACUGGCACAUCAGGUCUAUGGUACAGCAGCACUCAUGUCUAAUCACUGCUCUGGGUACUUGUUUGUCUCUUCCAAAUUACUGUAUUACAGUAUCGGUUCUUAUGAACGGAUUCUGAUUUUUGCCUCAACCACCUGUUGUACUUGAAACUGACUCAUAACAGCUAGUUACUUUAUAUAAUAGAUAUGGGAAUGGGGGAAUUUCUAGUAUUUAUGGAGGCAAGUUUCCCUCCUGUCCUUACAGUUUAAUGCUGAUUUCAUAACUUUGUUUUAUUUUUAUUUUUAUUUGAGAGGGAUGGGAUGGAAGGAAGAACAGCUGAGAUCUGCUGUGUAAGCUAUUGUUGUUCUGUUCACAGUUCAUAACUUUAAGGAAAUUGCUGAAUAAUAUGGUCCACUCUUGCAGUUACAGUUUACGACACAUCAUUGAAUUUUUAGUUUCAUUGUAUUAUAGGACUUUUUAUAUUUCUGAGCCUUACAUCUCUUAAGGGAACUCGUCCUUUUCCCUGCCUUUACUUGGACCAGCUGGACUCCUUACAGCUUCUUCCUAUCUGUAUUUAGAGAACUACAAAGACAGCAAUGAGUUUCCUUCAUUUAAUUCUGUAACUGAAAUCAUAUAAUUCCUUUCUAGGAGUUUAAUACAAUUAAUUUAAUAAAGCAAUAUUUAUAAUUUUAA
Mauremys mutica (yellowpond turtle) is the source of this 1976-nucleotide messenger RNA. RefSeq names its product ELL associated factor 2 (gene EAF2). The record is from RefSeq and is a predicted model, not a curated record. NCBI's taxonomy places the organism in Eukaryota, Metazoa, Chordata, Testudines, Geoemydidae. The coding region runs from base 310 to 1167 and encodes 285 amino acids. Gene Ontology annotation, cellular component: super elongation complex. Gene Ontology annotation, molecular function: transcription elongation factor activity. Gene Ontology annotation, biological process: regulation of transcription elongation by RNA polymerase II; positive regulation of DNA-templated transcription. The transcript is spliced from 6 exons.